AUGAAGAUCGUAAAGGUUCAGAUAACGGCGUUCAUGGACGUCCUAGGGCUGAUGCAGGAUCAAGCGUCGCCGAUCUAUCAGCGCGUCCAGGGCAGCAACGACUACACCGAGGAGUUACUCAAUGUUCCAUAUACCAUCUUGGAGUUCUUCCAGACAAAGUUCGCAAUUCGAGGAUUAGGAUUUACCGUACUCCCUAGACAAUCCGGUAUUGAGAACUGCGUGCUUAUUGCCCUGGUGAAUAGGUACGGACUAUCGCUCAACCCAUCAAAGCAAGUGGUCAGACUGGGCCCCGGGAACAGCUGUGGUCGAUUUUACGAUGCCCUGGAGAGGGAAGGGCGCGCGGUGACGAGAGAAGGCCUCGCAGUAGUCGGCAUAUCUGGACUCUUGACUGGUAGCCCUCCAGAUGGCGUCUCCCUCUUUCCCGACAGCCGUGGCUUUUCCAGCGCCGACGUGGUUACCUUCGAGGUCGUUCUCGCCGGUGGCAAGGUCUCUGAUGCCAACAACACUACGAACACGGAUCUCUGGCAUACUCUCAAAGGCGGCUCCAACAACUUCGGUAUCGUCACGCGUUUCGAUAUGAACACGUUCCCGCUCCCUAAUGUCGUCUGGUCCGGAAAGACUCCUCAUAACUAA
Molecule: messenger RNA, 633 nt
Organism: Colletotrichum orchidophilum
Lineage: Eukaryota; Fungi; Ascomycota; Sordariomycetes; Glomerellales; Glomerellaceae
Product: mitomycin radical oxidase
Exons: 3
Coding region: 1-633 (210 amino acids)
Molecular function (GO): flavin adenine dinucleotide binding
Source: RefSeq, a predicted model, not a curated record